Molecule: messenger RNA, 669 nt
Organism: Echinops telfairi (small Madagascar hedgehog)
Lineage: Eukaryota; Metazoa; Chordata; Mammalia; Afrosoricida; Tenrecidae
Gene: CTLA4
Product: cytotoxic T-lymphocyte associated protein 4
Exons: 4
Coding region: 1-669 (222 amino acids)
Biological process (GO): immune response; B cell receptor signaling pathway; regulation of T cell proliferation
Cellular component (GO): external side of plasma membrane; membrane
Source: RefSeq, a predicted model, not a curated record
AUGGCUUGCGUUGGAUUCCACAACUGUGCGGCUCAGCUGCCCGCGCCCAGGACCCGGCUCCCCACCAUUCUACUUUCUCUUCUCUUCAUCCCCAUCUGCUCCAAAGCACUGCAUGUGUCCCAGCCUUCAGUGGUCCUGGCCAGCAGUCGGGGUGUCGCCAGCUUUGUGUGUGAGUAUGAGUUCGUAUGCAAAGCCAAAGAGGUGCGGGUGACAGUUCUGCGGCAGGUCAACAGCCAGAUGACAGAAGUCUGUGCCUGCACGUUUGAGAUGGAGAAGGAGUUGACUUUUCUUGAUGAUUCCACCUGCACUGGCACUUCCAGUGGGAACAAAGUGAACCUCACCAUGCGCGGGCUGGCAGCCAUCGACACCGGGAUGUACAUCUGCAAGGUGGAGCUCAUGUACCCACCGCCCUACUACAUGGGCAUGGGCAACGGAACCCAGAUUUUUGUCAUUGAUCCGGAACCGUGUCCAGAUUUUGAAUUCCUCAUCUGGAUCCUUGCGGCCAUCAGCUCGGGCUUGUUUUUUUACAGCUUCCUCCUCACAGCUGUUUCUUUGAGCAAGAUGCUGAAGAAAAGAAGCCUUCUUACUACAGGGGUCUAUGUGAAAAUGCCCCCAACUGAGCCUGAAUGUGAAAAGCAAUUUCAGCCUUACUUUAUUCCCAUCAAUUGA